Ricinus communis (castor bean) is the source of this 649-nucleotide messenger RNA. RefSeq names its product protein CHLORORESPIRATORY REDUCTION 42, chloroplastic. The record is from RefSeq and is a predicted model, not a curated record. Lineage: Eukaryota; Viridiplantae; Streptophyta; Magnoliopsida; Malpighiales; Euphorbiaceae. The coding region runs from base 117 to 503 and encodes 128 amino acids. Gene Ontology annotation, biological process: NADH dehydrogenase complex (plastoquinone) assembly. The transcript is spliced from 2 exons.
CUCAUAGAAAUGGGAAAAUAAUGAAACAAAACCAAGUGAAACAUUAUCUAUAAACAAGGUCCUUUGUGAGUGUCAAACCGCACAAAUAUUAUCCAAAAUUUCACACUAAGCUUCUCAUGGCAUCAUCUCUCACACCCACUUCCACGAUUCCAUACACAAAACUUCACAAUUCAAUCUUGCAAUUCACCAACGCUAACUUUAGGACUCCAAGCUUCAGCGUGGCCACUAAAUGCCAAUCUCAAGAAUCAUCAUCAGAGACAAGUCCACCUGCAAAAAUAACAAAACUUACCAUAGGGUCACCUAUUGUUGUUGUGGAAGCUCCCAAAAUGAUCAAGACUGCAGCGUCGGUACCAUGCCUGAGAGUUAAUUCUGGGCUAGUCAAGCCUGGUGAUGUAGGCAGAAUUGUGUCAAGAAAGCCUAAGGAUGUGUGGGCAGUUCGUCUCAGCAUAGGCACCUAUCUCAUUGAUGGCAAAUAUUUCAAGCCCUUGGAGCUUGCUGAGUGAUUGAAACUUGGAAAAUCAUUACAUGGUUAUUUCCAAGUAUAGGGUAUUUAUGAAUUUAUUGAAGUCUAGUCCUUUGGAAAUCCAUGAACGUUUAUUCCUCAUAAAAUCAAUACUAAGUGCUUACACAUGGCCAAUUCACUUUUCCA